AUGUCCAAGACCACUCUCGCUACCAUGGCCUGCCUAGGCGCAGGAGGCGGCGCUGCUAUUACUGCUGCUAUUUACUCCAUCCGGGGUGGAAAACGUAUGGAAGAGACCAAUACGCUAGCUACUACUUCUCCAACGACCUCGAAUUCCUUCGCCGCUCUUCCUGCUCCCACCGCUUCGCCCUCUAUUCCUUCAUCUCAGGUCUUUGGGCCCCCCGCCGCUGCCCCUCCUCCCCACACGCCCAUCGAUGCGAGCGCGAUUGUAAACCCUGCCGGUCUCUUCGAAUAUGGAUUUCCCGGCCCCGUCGCCGACGUUGCCAAUCGGUCUGGCCUUGUCUCUUCAUACGACCGCCGCCUACGAAACCCUCACUGGGUCGUCGAACACAUUACACCUGCGUCUCUUGCCAUUCGUGACGGAGACCGAAAACACAGCAACUUUGCCGAGGAUGAUUCAGUCCCGCAAAAGUUCCGAGCUUCUCUCAAGGACUACUUCCGCAGUGGCUUUGAUCGUGGCCACCAGGUCCCCGCGGCCGACUGCAAGUGGUCCCAGAAGGCCAUGGAUGAUACCUUUUACCUUACAAACAUGUGCCCUCAGGUCGGAGAUGGCUUCAACCGUGAUUACUGGGCGCACUUUGAGGACUUCUGCCGUCGUCUAACCGUCAAGUACCCCUCUGUUCGUAUUGUCACGGGUCCUCUAUAUCUGCCUAAGAAAGAGGCCGAUGGCAAGUGGUACGUCAAGUAUGAGAUGAUCGGCAGCCCGCCUUCUGUUGCUGUGCCCACGCACUUCUACAAGGUGAUCUUUGCCGAGGAUGGUCGUGUUGGUGGAAACGUCGCGCUGGGCGCUUUCGUUCUUCCCAAUGCACCCAUCCCCAACUCUAAGCCCAUCACCGAUUUCGAGGUUCCUCUUGAGGCCGUUGAGCGCGCUAGUGGCCUCGAGUUUGCUGCUAAGCUACCUCCUCAGCGAAGACGUCGUCUGUGUGCUGAUCACACUUGUGCUUUGGUGAUUCGUGAUUAUGCGGAUAAGCAAAAGGCUUUCCCCAAGAAGUGA
Messenger RNA from Fusarium sp. VM40, 1044 nucleotides. NCBI's taxonomy places the organism in Eukaryota, Fungi, Ascomycota, Sordariomycetes, Hypocreales, Nectriaceae. The record is from the annotation of a GenBank genome assembly.